AUGACACUUCCCUUGGCAGGGCAAUACGCGUUGGUGACCGGCGCCAGCCGUGGCAUUGGAAGGGGCAUCGCCCUCCAGCUGGCGCAAGCCGGCGCUACCGUAUACAUCACCGGGCGGGAGCCGGCCAAAAGUGACACAACCGUGGAAACGACGCUGCCUGCGCUUCAGCAGACUGCUCGAGAUAUCCAAGACCGUGGCGGCAAGGCAGUGGUCGUCUACUGUGACCACAGCAAUGAUGACGACAUCAAAAGGCUGUUCGAUCAGAUCGAAAAUGAGACGGCCGGCUGUCUGGACAUUCUGGUGAACAAUGCCUACUCGGCCAUUCAGGACUUCCGCAAGGCGAGCGGGGCCCCGUUUUUCGAGCUGGAGCCCGAGUUCUGGGAUUCGGUGAACAGCGUCGGCCUUCGAAAUAACUAUGUGUGCGCCGUGUACGCGGCGCGGAUGAUGGUCAAGCGGAAGACUGGACUGAUCGUAAACAUUUCGUCGGCGGGCGGGCUGCAGUACGUCUUCAACGUGGCAUAUGGAGUCGGCAAGUGCGCGGUAGAUCGGAUGUCGGCCGACAUGGCCGUCGAGCUGAAGCCGUACAAUGUGACCUGCGUUACCGUGUGGCCCGGCACGGUUAGGACCGAAAUGGCGCAACUGAUGCAGCAGCGGGACGAGAUUGCCACCGUGCUGAAAAUCGACAAAGCGCUGGCGGAUAAGCAGGUGGCGACGGCCGAAUCGCCAGAAUUCUCCGGGCUCGGCAUCGUCGCCCUGGCCAGGGAUCAAAGGAAGCUUCGCAAAUCCGGAAAAAUCUUGCUAACCUACGAUCUGGCCCGGGAGUAUGGCUUUAAGGAUAUUGACGGAAAAAUGCCGGGCGACAUGCGGCAGCUAUCGACGGCGCUCGAGUUCCUCGGCUGGAAACGGCUGGCCGGCUGGAUCCCGGGCUUCAUUCGCGUGCCCCUCUUCGGCCUCCACAUGGCGUCGUAUAAAUUUUUG
Molecule: messenger RNA, 978 nt
Organism: Mesorhabditis spiculigera
Lineage: Eukaryota; Metazoa; Nematoda; Chromadorea; Rhabditida; Rhabditidae
Source: the annotation of a GenBank genome assembly